Molecule: messenger RNA, 1688 nt
Organism: Rana temporaria (common frog)
Lineage: Eukaryota; Metazoa; Chordata; Amphibia; Anura; Ranidae
Product: vomeronasal type-2 receptor 26-like
Exons: 5
Coding region: 1-1635 (544 amino acids)
Biological process (GO): G protein-coupled receptor signaling pathway
Cellular component (GO): membrane
Molecular function (GO): G protein-coupled receptor activity
Source: RefSeq, a predicted model, not a curated record
AUGAAAGGUAAGUCUGCGACCGACCAAGUCUGUUUCAAUGGUCCUGAUUAUGUGGUGGAGGUUCUUAUGAAGAAGAAUAGCAACCCCAGAUUUGUGUCCCACACCUGGGGAGCCAAAGACCUUGCCUACCCACAGUUUACAAAAGCAAGAGAGAUCAUCGGCUGUCAGCAGCUAAUCUCAAGACUACAGAAGGCUGGAUUCUGCUCCUGUUUGUUAUCAGAUCAUGCCCCAUAUUGGGUCACCAUAACGCCUUUUACUAGUUCCUCUACACCAAACUGGAGGCUGAAUCCAUUCUGGUUAUCUAUAUUACCGGAUACAGAUAAAUUGAAUACAGAAUGGAAGUUUUUCUUUAACUUUAAUUCCGGCACAGCAAUCCCGCUGGUGGUAUGGAAAGCAUUUAAAAAAUAUGCCCGUCUACUACUAACAGAGCACAUCUCUAGAUAUAAGCAGUCUUCUAAAUCUUCCUAUGUUCAGGCAGUAGCUCAGAUGAUCUUACUAGACUCAAAAUUCGAGUUGUAUAUCAGAUGUGUUAUGAGUGGUCUAGACAUAACAUUUUUUUCAAUAAGCAAAGAAUUUUUAAACAUGGACCUCACCCAGGUCCCAAGAGGUCAAUGCUCCGAGGAAUGUCUUCCGGGGUUCAGAAAAUCUAUAAGAGAAGGAUAUCACCCAUGUUGUUUUAAUUGUGCUCCGUGUUCAGAAGGAGAAAUAUCAAACCAAUCUGACAGUGAACUCUGCAAGAAGUGUCCUGAAAAUGAAUGGCCUAACAAAGCUAAAACUAUUUGUAGUGACAAGGUCAAUGAGUAUUUAUCAUACGAGGAGGACAUUCUAGUUUUAUUUUUUUCUAUUACUUCAGUCAUAUUUGCUACAACAUCUCUCCUUAUACUUGGACUAUUUGUUUGGUUUCGGAGCACUCCCAUAGUCAGAGCCAAUAACCGGAACCUCAGCUUCAUUCUGCUCCUCUCCCUCAUACUGAGCUUCCUUUCUGUAUUCCUGUUCCUUGGCCGUCCUGUGGAUAUUACCUGUAUGCUGCAACAAGUCACUUUUGGAGUUCCCUUCACCAUCUCAGCAUCUUCUAUCCUCACCAAAACCAUCAUGGUCUUCAUUGCUUUUAAAGCCACCAGACCCGGAAGCUCUUGUAGAAAAUGGGUGGGAGUCAAACUUCCCAAUACAGUCAUGUUAUUCUGCUCAUCCAUUCAGGUUAUGAAUUGCAUUCUCUGGUUGUCCAUCUCUCCACCAUUUCAGGAGUAUGACAUGGACUCCUAUCCUGGGAAGAUCAUCAUUCAGUGUAAUGAAGGGUCAGUUAUCGGCUUCUACUCUAUGUUGGGUUAUAUGGGGUUUCUGGCAGCUGUGAGUUUUCUUCUGGCUUUCAUGGUGAGGACAUUACCGGACAGUUUUAAUGAGGCCAAGUACAUCACCUUCAGCAUGCUGGUGUUCUGCAGUGUCUGGAUUGCCAUGAUCCCGGCCUAUCUGAGCACCAGAGGGAAAUACAUGGUGGCUGUGGAGAUAUUCGCCAUACUGACCUCCAGUGCUGGAAUAUUAUUGUGUAUGUUUUCUCCAAAACUCUACAUUUUACUUUUCAAACCUGAACUGAACACAAGAGGGACAAUGCUGGGGAAGAGAAUGAUGGAAAUGUAACACAUUGAUUCAAUGUAUAAUGCUGUAGAUCAGAUUAAACAAAUUCAGUCAUA